Molecule: messenger RNA, 579 nt
Organism: Bubalus bubalis (water buffalo)
Lineage: Eukaryota; Metazoa; Chordata; Mammalia; Artiodactyla; Bovidae
Gene: NAA38
Product: N-alpha-acetyltransferase 38, NatC auxiliary subunit
Exons: 3
Coding region: 148-528 (126 amino acids)
Cellular component (GO): NatC complex
Molecular function (GO): RNA binding
Source: RefSeq, a predicted model, not a curated record
AGAUCUCUGCAGUUGCCGAAGAGACGAAGAACUGGAGAGGUGAUCUCGCGAAAAAAAAAAUAGGUCGGGAGCGCUCGCGAUAUCUCAGACCACCGGACUCAAAAGGUUCUUAGGAAGUUGACGGACUUGGAGGAGGCCCGGGAACAAAUGGCCGGAGCUGGACCAACGAUGCUGCUACGAGAGGAAAAUGGCUGUUGCAGCCGACGUCAAAGCAGCUCCAGCGCCGGGGACUCUGAUGGGGAGCGCGAGGAGGACUCGCCGGCUGCGCGCGCUAGGCAGCAGCUGGAGGCGCUGCUCAACAAGACUAUGCGCAUUCGCAUGACAGAUGGACGGACCCUGGUCGGUUGCUUCCUCUGCACCGACCGUGACUGCAACGUUAUCCUGGGCUCGGCGCAGGAGUUCCUCAAGCCGUCGGAUUCCUUCUCUGCUGGGGAACCCCGUGUCUUGGGUCUGGCCAUGGUACCUGGACACCACAUCGUUUCUAUUGAGGUGCAAAGAGAGAGCCUGGCGGGGCCUCCCUAUCUCUGAGCCCUGUCGCACAUGCCUUUCAGUCCUCAUUAAACCUGUAACUGACCGUAA